AUGGUCAUCAAAUAUGCGUUCUUUACUUUUCCGUUCCUCUGUUCUGCCUUGGCAUAUAAUAAAGUUGCCGCCGAUACCUGUGGAGCGGUUGGGAAUCGGAGUGACAUUCUGAUCAGGCGUUCGCUCGCCCCCGAAUACAUCGAAGAACAGGAUAACUACUGGUCCACAGGAUGUGGUGCUAUGAAGCCAUCAUGCAUUCUGUAUCCAUCUUCCGCCGAGGAGGUCGCAGCGAUUGUCCGGGUACUGAACGAGAAUAAAGAACCGUUUGUUGUCAAAUCUGGCGGUCACAAUCCGAAUAGGGGUUUCGCAAGCAUCGCCAACGGUCCCCUCAUCUCUACGAAGUACUUGAACGAAGUCACCUUCAAUCCGGACUCAAUGACUGUCCGUAUCGGGCCGGGUAACGACUGGGACGAAGUGCAAGCAGUAUUGCAAAAGUCUGGGGUCGCAGCCGUGGGUGGUAGGAUUGGCGGAGUGGGUGUUGGCGGCUACAUGCUUGGUGGGGGACUCAGCUUUAUGUCGACAGAAUACGGUUGGGCUGCCAACAAUGUUGUCGAGUUCGAGGUUGUGCUUGCGAAUGCGAGCAUUGUCACGGCUUCAAAAGAUUCACACCCCGAUCUCUUCAAGGCGUUGAAAGGGGGCGGCAACAACUAUGGCGUUGUAACCGCUUUCACCGUGCUUGCGCAUCCGCAAGGCCAGAUUUGGGGUGGGAAUCUGAUGUUCACUGCCAAUCAGACGCCAGCGCUUCUAACCGCCAUACGUGAGUUCACGGAAAAUUACCCAGACGAAAAGGCCGCGAUCAUCAUGACAACUCAGCUCUCCGCCGUCGGGGCUAUCGACAUGUGGCUCAUGUUCCUCUUUUAUGAUGGACCUACUCCUCCGCCGGGCACAUUCGAUGUGUUCACCAAUAUCGGUCCCAUCCUCAACAACUGCAAGACGCGCGACUACGACGAACUCCUUACGUACAACAAUUUUGGUAUCGUCAAGGGUUCCGUCUACACGAUCACUACCGAAACCACGCCCGUACCUCCUUCCGAGCAUGGUGCGGAAGUGCUCGGAGCUUAUUACAACCACUGGCGGAAUAUCACGGAGGGCCUUUUGGCUGUUCCUGGAUUCCUCGGCGCCAUGGCACUUCAGCCUAUUCCCAAGAGGCUUGCUCGUAAAGCGAAAGAGAUGGGCGGUGAUCUUCUCGAUUUGGACGACGAUGUGGAUCGCCUCAUCAUCGAGGUCAACUACUCGUACCUCUCCGCCAGUGACGACAAGAAGAUUGACAAGGCCUUGCAGAAGUUCUACAAAGGCACCGGAGAUCUCAUCAGGAGAUUCCAGAAGAACGGAAAGCUACCCAAAGCAUACCUGCCUCUCUUCGCAAACGAUGGCUAUUACAGGCAGGACUAUUUCGGGCGACUGAGGACUGCAGACUUUGCCCGCAGGGUACGUGAUCGUUACGAUCCAGAAGGCUUCUUCGCAACCAGGACAGGAGGCUUCAAGUUGUGA
Westerdykella ornata is the source of this 1491-nucleotide messenger RNA. Its product is annotated as FAD-binding domain-containing protein. The transcript is spliced from 3 exons. The record is from RefSeq and is a predicted model, not a curated record. Gene Ontology annotation, molecular function: FAD binding. Lineage: Eukaryota; Fungi; Ascomycota; Dothideomycetes; Pleosporales; Sporormiaceae. Bases 1 to 1491 code for a protein of 496 amino acids.